Molecule: messenger RNA, 1094 nt
Organism: Epinephelus fuscoguttatus (brown-marbled grouper)
Lineage: Eukaryota; Metazoa; Chordata; Actinopteri; Perciformes; Serranidae
Gene: zcchc9
Product: zinc finger, CCHC domain containing 9
Exons: 6
Coding region: 121-915 (264 amino acids)
Molecular function (GO): zinc ion binding; nucleic acid binding
Source: RefSeq, a predicted model, not a curated record
CAGUGAAAACAGAGAAGAAGAAAAAGACGGCGAGAAACCGUAGAAGAAGACAGAACACCUCCAGGAGAAACACAAACGCAUGGCUGGGAAUCUCUCACGCUUCAGGCAGAGAGUGCCGUCAUGACGAGGUGGGCCAGAGCCAAUAACGUCCAUAAACACAAGCCAGCUGAGGCCACCCCAUGGAGUCAGCUGAGAGGAGGAAGAGGAAGAGGAGGGGGAGGAGGGCCUCAGAGGGACCAGCUGAGAGGGACUCAGCCUGGUGGAUCAGCUGUGAAAAAACCCAACCGACCCAAGAAGGAGUACCUCAACGAGGACGUGAACGGCUUCAUGGAGUAUCUGCAGCACAGCGGACAGCCUCUGCCCAGAGGGGAUAAAGGAGGGAUGGAGGGGGAGCGGGAGCUCAGGGAGGAGGUGGAAACGGCCCUGAAAAAAGACAGAAGAAGAGAGGACAGGAGGGUGAAGAGGCAGAACGACAAGAAGAACAAAAUGCUGUGUUUUAACUGCAGGAAGCCCGGUCACGGUUUGGCCGACUGCCCGGAGGCGGACAGAGACGAGGAGAUGGGCCGAGGCAUCUGUUACCGCUGCGGCUCCACCGAACACGAAAUCCAGAAAUGUCGAGCCAAAGUGGACCCUGCUCUGGGUGAACACCCGUUUGCUAAGUGCUUCAUCUGCGGUCAGACUGGACACUUGUCGCGGGGCUGCCCUGAUAAUCCCAAAGGACUUUAUGCACAAGGAGGCUCCUGUCGUGUUUGUGGUUCAGUGGAACAUUUUCAGAAGGACUGUCCAGAGCACCAGGCUGCAACUCACACAGUGACAGUUCCCUGGUUGUCCAAUAACAUGAGUGCAGACUAUGAGGAAGUCCAUGUCCCAGUGAAGAAAGCCAAACCCAAACAGACCAAAGUGGUGAAGUUCUGAUCUGCAGAGAUUCUCUACAGCUGAUUGAUCACUGGGACUCUGCUCAGGAGCUUCUCUCUUUCUGGACUCUGAUAAAUGGACUAAUUACCUGCUGACAUGCAGUGAAAAUGUGCCUCAGACACAUUCUGACUCUCUUUGUGUAUAUUUGAAAUCCUUUUAAUAAAAACAUGUAUCAUAUA